AUGCAAUUCAAAGCAGCUUUAACGAACUUUGUCAAGUCAUUUCCGGAGGAGCCUCCAGCUCCAGGAUACAGCCGUCGGAAUGGAAACUCCUUGCUGGAUUGGAGUGGUAUGGUGAUAAAACAAUUUCUAUACUGUCCGGGGAUCGACUUCUUCGAUGGCCCGAUAGAGGAUUCUAUGAAGCCCAACAAAGUAACAAAAAGUACAGUCCAAAGUAAAGUGCUACUGCAGAUAGCUGUGCAGAUGAUACGGUUAUUAUCUACAAUAUUGCCUUGGUUAGGCUUCUUUCUUGUUCGGGAAGCAACAUGUGAUGACUCAGACCAAGAGGCUACAUUACAACUGUUACUCAAUUCGUCUCCAGUAACACAGCUUGUCUCCGGUUUCAAGCUAACGUUGGAGUGUGAUAUUGCCGGUGGAGCGAAAUCGAUUAAUUGGUUUCAAAACGACGAAAAGUUAACAGUCUACGAAGAGGUAUCCAAAAAGAAAGUGGAAUCAAAUGAUGAACUCAUCGAAAAGAUGACAAUAUCACUGAUAACGAACAACGAUAACAAUGACCCGGUGUAUAAUCAAUUUAAGUGUCAAGGGAUGAUAUCGGACGAGACAAAUUUCAAUUCCAACAGUAUUCUUCUUCAAGUGUUUCCUGCUAAAACUACAAAGGUUCCUGCAGAUAAAGAACAUACUUAUGAGGAUGAGUCCCACGAGUUUGUGUGUCAGUUCCCAAACGGUGAUGUGCCGACUACGUACACUGUAUCGUGGGAAUUUAAUAAACAAAGUAUGGUGGAUCAAACCUGGUACACAAUUGACACCAAAGUGACCAAACCAACUCUUGCUGAUGGAAAUACAGUCAUCGAAACUAUUUUUAAGAUAACCAAGGUAGAUGCAGGAGCCAACGGAGAGUACUCUUGUUCCAUUACCUGGCCGGAUGAUGGAGUUGUCAUUAGUUCUGGAGAAAUAACACUGGCAGUGCGAUUAAUAUCAGAUACUACAGAAGCAUUCUCCAUGUCCUCUGGAUUCCCUGCAAUGUUCAUGUGCUCCGCAGUAGGUGACAAAGUUGCUGCCAUAACAUUUUCAAUUACAGAUGCAGUUACGGACAUGUCACGUGAUGUAACAGUGGUGGUAACAGAAUCCGUUGAUGAUCAACAAAGAGUUACCACAGUUGGGAAUUUGGACCUCAGUCAGCUCACAGCUAGCUCUUUUAUUAAUUGUGCUGUUCAGUGGGAUGGUGAUGCAACCAUUCUCACAUCCAACCCAAAUCUUGUGACUGUCAUGUCAGUCGAUAUCACCGAUAAAGGGGUCGGAAAAAAGAGAUCCGAUGGAUGGGUUGCUGAAAAGGUGUAUCUGGAGCUUAAGUGUAUAGCUGAUGUGCAGCUACCUCAUCAUUUACCAUAUUGGGUGUAUCCUAACCCUGAUUUUGAAUGGAUGCUACGUACAGAAAAAUCAUCUAAGUGGGUUAAAAUUGUGGACAGCGAUGAUAUCGAAUUUACGAUCAAGAGUUCGAAAACGUAUGGCGACAGACUUAUGAGUGCUCUAACUCUUGGCCCAAUACAGAUUGAACACAAUAAAUACGAUGUAAAAUGUAACGUCGACUAUCACAGCAAUGUUGAGCAAAAUUUUCAGGGAGGAAAGGUAUCAUCAGAGGAAUUUGAAGUAAAAGUGAUGCACAUCAAGUCUUUCUUGGUUGUCUCUGAUGACACCAUCGUUGUGGGCGAGGAUUUUGAUCUUGUAUGCUUGGCUUAUGGGCCUCCUGAUUCCAAACAGGAGAUCGAAUUGUUAAACAAUUCAGAGGGCAAAUUCUAUCAUUUCCACACUAAAGUGUAUGACGGGGACGGGGAGAAUUACCGCGAAGAUUUCACAGUGAACGCAGAAUAUGUUGUAUUAGAUGGGGCCAAUCUCACUUGCCAGGUCGGAUUUGAAGAUUACUCAUUUAACGUAAGUAAAUCGUUACUAGUGAAAUCAUACUACGAUUGCACCAAAGCUCCGAUAUCGUCCUUCGACACAUUACCGCCGGUACUACCGGGAAUGUCAAUUGAGUACACAGAUGAUAAAGGGGACAGAACAGCUAAAGUAAUUUGUCCUGAUGAUGAUGUCCACGGGAAAUACAUAAUAGAUGGCACCGAUUACGUCAAGGAGGAAUCAUUUUGCUCAAAGCGCACUGGCGCCUACGAACCACCUCAACUUGCAUCGUGCAAAUUUGUGUAUCCCUUCGUCCAUGGAACGUAUGAGCAAGUUUGGGAUCUUCAAAAAGCUGAUUUCACGGUUUGCGAAUAUGAAGACACUAAUGAAGACUACUACUACUCUUCAACGCAAAUAUGGAAAAAUUUAGUUACAAGAUCAGAUAAAUGUGGUACUCACAUAGUGGUACCAUGUCUCCAAACUAACGAAUGCACGUUAGUGGAUGUAAGAGGGAAAACUGGUUGUCGCUGGAACGAUGAGACAAAAGCACUAACCAUCUUCUACACAGUUAAACUAACAAAUAAAGUGUGGACAGAAAAAGAAAGGGACGCUCUUGUAAACUUGCCUUUGACUGACUACCGGGGCGUGCCUUUGGCUGUAGAAACAAAGAUUCCGUUUUAUGAUUGUUCUGGGGCUGAAUGGAGAUCCCGGAUCAAAUUCAAGUAUCUCGGUAGGAUGGAGUUUGAUGCUGAUUCCAAUACGGUCAUUGAAAGAAAAAAAGGAAAAAGCCUCACUGGUCUGUACAUUGGUAUCGUUGUAGCGAUUUUAUUGGCAAUUGGGGCAGCUAUAGUCGUAUAUUACAGAAAGGCGCUAAUAGGAAGACUCAGGAAUUAAACAGGAAUCAGUGUAAACACCAAGAACUCAAAAAUCGUGUGAGCGGUAGGGAGACAACCUUGAGCUUAAAGUUAAUUACGAUGUGUUGAGUAAGCCGUAAGGCAGAUGCUACCUCAUCAACAGCUCAAACUAUAUCUGAAACUAUACUUACUAUCAAACUGUUGAUUGGACUCAAAAAGGAUGAUAUUCGCUGUCAUAUCUUUUAAUGAUGUAUAACUAUUAUAAUAUAUGCCAUGAUGCAUGAUAUUUAGCCGCAAAAUCAUUAAUUAUUGCAAAAAGUGAUUGAUCAUCGAUUUAAACCUGCAUGCAUAUAAGUUAUUUGCGUUAUCAAUAACCCAACUCUUUUUAUUUAGCUUGAAUUUAUUUCAUUUUUUGAUGAUGUAAUUUCACUAAUUGACAAGUGAAUUUAUUUUGAUUAUUAGAUUUAUUUUAUAUGAGCAAAUUUGGUAUCAUGUAAACAUGGUGUUGAGGAGUAUGUUAAGUUGCAUGCAGAAUGUUACUAAUAAUAGAUGUGGAUUCUGGUGUAGUUGUACCAUUGGGGAGUGUGUGUAUUACUAUACACAGAUGUUUCGUUAUU
This is a messenger RNA of Bolinopsis microptera, 3361 nucleotides long. RefSeq lists its product as uncharacterized. NCBI's taxonomy places the organism in Eukaryota, Metazoa, Ctenophora, Tentaculata, Lobata, Bolinopsidae. The coding region runs from base 1 to 2784 and encodes 927 amino acids. The record is from RefSeq and is a predicted model, not a curated record. The transcript has 14 exons.